This is a messenger RNA of Alternaria ethzedia, 1104 nucleotides long. RefSeq lists its product as uncharacterized. Gene Ontology annotation, molecular function: protein dimerization activity; DNA-binding transcription factor activity. NCBI's taxonomy places the organism in Eukaryota, Fungi, Ascomycota, Dothideomycetes, Pleosporales, Pleosporaceae. Gene Ontology annotation, biological process: positive regulation of transcription by RNA polymerase II. The transcript is spliced from 3 exons. Bases 1 to 1104 code for a protein of 367 amino acids. Gene Ontology annotation, cellular component: RNA polymerase II transcription regulator complex. The record is from RefSeq and is a predicted model, not a curated record.
AUGGUCUCGCUUGUCUCGAACCUCCAGCAGCAACGCGGCAUCACAAAUCCUGAUUCGCGCCCUAACGGCACUUCUCCUCUGUCCCCUAAUCGUGCUGCUCCGCGUGCCAACCAUCCCCCUCGACGCGCUCCGGUCAUUAAUCCCAACCCAAGGAGCGUGUCUGGCAUGCCGGACCCCAUGGCGGCGGCUCCAACUAAGGGUUUUGCUUGGGCGUUUCCCGCAGAUGAUUACGACCACGAAGAGAAGAGGACGUCUAGCAGCGGCGAGUCUAGCGCAGACCGAUCCAACGCCCCUUCGCGUCAAGGCAGCUUCGCGACGUCGGUCAACAGCAGCAUCUUCACCACAGACUCCAAGCUACCACCCGGUCAACAACGACUGAAUGAUGGCACGCCUCCCUACUCUCAUCCUUCAUCAGACGUACUGACUAGUUCAGACAUCCCUAGCACUCAUCAUCACUCCAUGCAACAUCGCAGCGUGACUAGCCUGCAGAAUGUUGAUCCCACCAACCCGCUUGCGCCUGGGAGUGGAAGUUAUAGCAGGACCCCUGAGCUUCGCGUCAGCCACAAGAUGGCAGAGAGAAAGCGUCGUAGUGAGAUGAAGAACCUGUUCGACGAUCUCAAUGGCAUCCUUCCCAACAGCCCAGGCAGCAAGUCAUCCAAGUGGGAGAUUCUCACCAAGGCUAUUGAAUACGUCACCAGCCUGACCCGCGCACAUCAAAGCGCUCGCGAAGAGAUCAGCCGCUUGCGACCUGAUGCAGAAUACUGUCGUCGGGCCCAGGAGGAGAACGAGCUCCUCCGAGCAGAAUUGAACGCCGUGUGGAACGCUCUCCGUCGCGUCGAUCCAUCCAACUCUCAUGUCUACGGAAGUAUGACAGGCCAGUUCGCACAAGGACAACCCGCAACUCCUGCGUCCGGAACCAACGUCCUUCCACCGUUACAGCAGCAGCAACAGCAGCAGCAGCAACAGCAACAGCAAGGGCUCUCGCAACAGCCACCACCAUCGCAGGCUCAGUGGGGACCACCGCCGCAUGGAGGCUCUAUGCAGGGACCGAUGCAAGGCGUCGAGUUUGGCGGUAUGCGGCCCUACGAGCACCCUCACCGUUGA